AUGGUCGCGGAUGAACUCGCGCGCGUCGCGAGCGGGAGAUCGAUGGUGAUUCCGGACACGAUGCGGUACAGGCUCGAUCCGCCGCCGCGGAGCGAGCGCGAGAGCGCGGAGGCGUGGGAGAAGGCGAUCGAAAACGCGCGCGCGCAGUUGGAACAUCAGGCGACGAGACGCGCGAAUUUGGAGCUGGCGCUGAAGUACGCGCCGGCGGCGUGGCGGGCGAGGAACGCGUGGGGAGACGCGGCGGUGAAGGCGUACGAGGAGGAGCUGGCGCGCGUACGCACGGAGGUGAACGAGCUGAACGUGAUGCGGAAGUUGCAGCAAGAGAGCGCGGCGAAGGAAAUUUCCGCGCUCGAGCGCGAGUGGUACGCGACGACGCGGAAAUGCGCGGCGAUCGAAGGCGCGAUCGCGGAUCUCGAGGCCGAAUUAGCGACUAAGUAG
This is a messenger RNA of Ostreococcus lucimarinus CCE9901, 438 nucleotides long. RefSeq lists its product with no specific name. The transcript has a single exon. The record is from RefSeq and is a predicted model, not a curated record. Gene Ontology annotation, cellular component: precatalytic spliceosome; Prp19 complex; catalytic step 2 spliceosome. NCBI's taxonomy places the organism in Eukaryota, Viridiplantae, Chlorophyta, Mamiellophyceae, Mamiellales, Bathycoccaceae. Bases 1 to 438 code for a protein of 145 amino acids. Gene Ontology annotation, biological process: mRNA processing.